This is a messenger RNA of Rhipicephalus microplus (southern cattle tick), 3471 nucleotides long. RefSeq names its product protein BTG1. The record is from RefSeq and is a predicted model, not a curated record. Gene Ontology annotation, cellular component: nucleus; cytoplasm. Lineage: Eukaryota; Metazoa; Arthropoda; Arachnida; Ixodida; Ixodidae.
UUAUUUUGCCUCAAUGUUUCGUUUUAGGAAGUGAAUUGUUUAUGGUUUAGAGUAAAUAAGCGUGCAUAUAUUGACUGUAAAGCUUAUCCACUAGGAAACUACUCUGUAAUCCCCUUAAAAGGAAAGUGUGAAACUCCUUACGGCACUCGGCUUUGUUAGCGGGGCGACCGCAAAGCGUCGAUUUAGAUGGGCCCGUUUUUUACGCUCAUACUUUGUGCGUUUCGGUGACCACAUCGUUUCCUGUGCGUUGCAAAAGUGUCCGAUGCUAUAAUGCGAGCUUUUUAGGCGCUCUUUUUGUGGCCAUCGAGUUGGCCGCCUGCGGGCUGAUGUCCCUUUCCCCUUCUCACGCAGUGCGCUGACCCAGUGGAAGGCGUCGGUGGUGGUGGUGAUCUAAAGGCUGCCCGCGCGCACAUCGAGGUCGUGUGCGCACAUCCCCGCAGGAGGCUGCCUGCCCUGCGUGUGUUAAAUGUCUUUUGCGUCGUCGCAUCUUGGCGGAGGAAGUCGGUCAGCGUGCGAUGAAGGACGAGAUCGACGCGGCGGUAGCCUUUCUGGUGCGCGUCAUCGCUAGGAACUCGAGCCUGGACCGGGCGCAGGUGGACGUCUUGGGCGAGCGGCUGCGAUGCGUCCUCACCGAUAGGUUCCGCGAUCACUGGUUCCCCGAGCGGCCAUCGCGGGGUCAAGCGUACCGUUGCAUUCGAAUCAACGAGAACGAGCCUCGAGAGCCUGUGCUGGAGCAGGCAUCGCGCCGUUGUGGCCUCGGAUACGAUGACCUCUGCCUGCCUGCCGAGCUGACCGUGUGGGUGGACCCCGAGGAAGUUGGCUGCAGGUUUGGGGAGCGUCGUGGUGUAUACUAUGUGUUGGCAUCAUUCAAGGCAGGCAGGAAAGAGAACUUCGUGGACCAAAUUAACAUUGACGAGUUGGAGCAACGUUCUGGAGACAGACCAAAACAGUCCCUGCCAGAGAUGGGCUCUGGGAGGAAGCGAGGUGUCGGCAGUGGCAGGGCUUCACCCUGGGGUGCGGCACCCCUCAAAGGUCCCACGCCCUUCAGCUCACCACAGUUCCUGUCGCGCGGCGGCACCCUGUGGAACCUGUCGGCUGGCCUUCCCCCAUCCACGACUCCGGGCCAGAAGCCUGACAAGUACCAUUGGGUCAACAAGGCACUCGUGAAGGCUUGACGGCACCAGUCCCUCCAUCUUUUAAAUGCCAUCGUGUUUUUAGAGCUCUGCACGAGCAAUUUUUUGGGCUCUUGGCUCGGGACGCACAAGUGUUUAGUUAUGGCUGAUGCAAGGCACUCUCCGCGUUCCCAUCCCGCUUUGUCUUUCUCCUCCCAGGAGGCAUUUGGGGCAGUGGAAAAAAGCUGCUCCAUAUCUGAUUUCAAAGUUGUGUUGUUUCGUUUUACUGUUGCCCUUUGUUCGAGUUCAAAUCAAAAUUAGACAAGCCAUUUACACUGUAGACCCUGGCACUGUAAUGGUCUCGUGUUCUCGAUCAGGUGUAACGAAUAUCUGUGCUUUUAGGCACAUACUGCACCUUGCAGUCUCAUGGUCGUGUAGCCUGGUGAUUUAUUUUAAAUGGUGCUUUUAUUUUAAUUAAGACCAUUACAGUCAGUGUUUGCAGUAAAAAUUGUUUUCAAUGUUUUUAUUUCAUGGUAUCACCACCGUACAUUUUUAUUUAAUAACUGACAAGUAGCCGUGUCUUUUUUCCCCCAGUCUUGACCUCGUACGUGAAUGUUCAGAAUAUUCAGUUCCCUUGCUAUUUAACUUCUAUGCGCAUUCCUUGAGGAUAUGAAACCAAGGAGCUGGUGUACUUAAUGUUUGCGGCUUGACAGUUGUUCGGCAUUCAGUGUGAAAUGACUUAACCAGUGUCCGAGAUUUAGCAGAAAUGCUGUAGAAGUGAUGUUGGUCAAUAUUUCCCACUCGUAAUUUGGGUCAAGGUCCUCCAAAUGGUGCAGAGUUGUGCCUAUACGUAGUGUAGUGUGAUUGGCCUUUACCAUGUUCGUGUUUGUUGCCUGCAGCUGGGGGCUCAUACCAGCUGCUGCUGAAGGUGUCGUAUGCUUUAAAGCGAAAGUCUACUGGAAAGGUGCCAGAAAUAUUUGUCAUGCUUAGAUCCAGAUUGGUGCUGUCUAGUAAAAGAACCUCCUGCCAUGUUGAGAAUGUGAGAGUCUGUUAACGAUAUGAGCCUGAAUUGCCUGUCUUCAAAGACCGAUUAGGGGACAAUCUGGAACUCUUUUGGGGGCUGUCACCUGCACUGCGUCUAGUGCUUAGCUGAUCAACGCAUUCUUUGUGUUCUUGUUGCCCGUGUGAUAUUUGCUUUUGCACCUGGUUCGCAUGUGACCAGUAGUAGUACAAGAAGCGCACAAAUGUAUCUGAACCACGUGCGCAAAGCACCUUCUUGUAUACAACUUGGUGAUGCAACUUAAAACGACUUUUUGCAAUGCAAACUUAGAGAUUUAAGCUUUUGACGACAGCUUUAAGGCUACCUCUCUGGCGUGGGACGUUUGUCGGCGUCUUCAGCGGAUGAUGCUAUUGUGAUGCAGGAAUUUUGUGAUUCUUUACAAAGUGCUCUUGAAGCUGCUUUUACUCUGGUGUGCUGUCAUUUCACACUCUUAUCCACUGUGGCGGGACCUCGAUCAUUGUCAUCUCCUUCCCUCCAUUCCCGGUAUUCAUUUCAUUGUGCAGGUUUCGUGCACAAUUUUAGUCUUGUACAAUGGCAUAAACAUCCCAGUGAACAAUGCAUACAGUAUUUGAUACCAAACUACAUCAGCUGAGAAGCAAACACGAGAUUUAAUGUAGUGCGUCCCUGUGUGGUAGCUGCUGCCUGUGGUGCCAGUGUGCAGCUGACUGUUGCAAGUCGUUUCUUCAUUUUGCGAGAACCAUCAAUCAUCGAGACUACUAAAGUGUACUAAAGGAACAGGUUAUGUCACCACAUAUUGAGUUUACACAAGCAUUCAGACUGCCAACGUUAAUUGUGCAAAUCAUAGUUUCUUGAAAGACUUUGCGUACGUUACAAAAGUGUGUUCUAACAUUGUUUUGUUUCUUGCAUUUUCAUACCUUAUAUACUUUAAGUUUUCCUUAGGAAGCCAUUUUGUGUCAUUUAGUGUGGAAAAAAGUCAAAUGUGUUUUACUGCCUUUUUCCUUUGUUGCUGUUCUACUGGCCAAAAUAAGGGAUCAACAAAUGACACCUUUUGCCUAGAUUGUAAAAGUCAUUGCUUUUCUUUUAAGGUGCUUUCGUUCGAGUCUUGCAGCGGUAGGCCACAAAUGCCGUCAGGGAAGCUGUCCUCUGUUCUGUUAGUGUCAUUAUUUAAGCUUCUAGGCCAAGUAAUAUAUAUAAAAAAAUUCUAGUACGUAUUUGUAAUUGUCCUGCUACGUUAUGUGGCGUUCCGGUGGUGUUUAGCAAGUUACUUUGUAAUGUGUACUGUGCACUGUUUGGUGUAACCCUACCAUUUAUUUGUAUUAAAGGCUGUUGAUGCUUAUG